This is a messenger RNA of Knipowitschia caucasica, 5067 nucleotides long. The record is from the annotation of a GenBank genome assembly. NCBI's taxonomy places the organism in Eukaryota, Metazoa, Chordata, Actinopteri, Gobiiformes, Gobiidae.
AUGUCAUCCCUCCAUCCUAUCGUUCAUCUGUCAUCCCUCCAUCCUAUCGUUCAUCUGUCAUCCCUCCAUCCUAUCGUUCAUCUGUCAUCCCUCCAUCCUAUCGUUCAUCUGUCAUCCCUCCAUCCUGUCAUUCAUCUGUCAUCCUUCCAUCCUAUCGUUCAUCUGUCAUCCCUCCAUCCUAUCGUUCAUCUGUCAUCCCUCCAUCCUAUCGUUCAUCUGUCAUCCUUCAUCAUCCCUAUAUCGUUCAUCUGUCAUCCCUCCAUCCUAUCGUUCAUCUGUCAUCCCUCCAUCCUAUCGUUCAUCUGUCAUCCCUCCAUCCUAUCGUUCAUCUGUCAUCCCUCCAUCCUAUCGUUCAUCUGUCAUCCCUCCAUCCUAUCGUUCAUCUGUCAUCCCUCCAUCCUAUCGUUCAUCUGUCAUCCUUCCAUCCUAUCGUUCAUCUGUCAUCCUUCCAUCCUAUCGUUCAUCUGUCAUCCCUCCAUCCUAUCGUUCAUCUGUCAUCCCUCCAUCCUAUCGUUCAUCUGUCAUCCCUCCAUCCUAUCGUUCAUCUGUCAUCCUUCCAUCCUAUCGUUCAUCUGUCAUCCUUCCAUCCUAUCGUUCAUCUGUCAUCCCUCCAUCCUAUCGUUCAUCUGUCAUCCCUCCAUCCUAUCGUUCAUCUGUCAUCCCUCGAUACUAUCUUUCAUCUGUCAUCCCUCCAUCCUAUCGUUCAUCUAUCAUCCCUCCAUACUAUUGUUCAUCUGUCAUCCCUCAAUCCUAUCGUUCAUCUGUCAUCCCUCCAUCCUAUCGUUCAUCUGUCAUCCCUCCAUCCUAUCGUUCAUCUAUCAUCCCUCCAUCCUGUCGUUCAUCUGUCAUCCCUCCAUCCAUCGUUCAUCUGUCAUCCCUCCAUCCUAUCGUUCAUCUGUCAUCCCUCCAUCCUAUCGUUCAUCUAUCAUCCCUCCAUCCUAUUGUUCAUCUGUCAUCCCUCCAUCCUAUCGUUCAUCUGUCAUCCCUCCAUCCUAUCGUUCAUCUGUCAUCCCUCCAUCCUAUCGUUCAUCUGUCAUCCCUCCAUCCUAUCGUUCAUCUGUCAUCCCUCCAUCCUAUCGUUCAUAUGUCAUCCCUCCAUCCUAUCGUUCAUCUGUCAUCCCUCCAUCCUAUCGUUCAUCUGUCAUCCCUCCAUCCUAUCGUUCAUCUGUCAUCCCUCCAUCCUAUCGUUCAUCUGUCAUCCCUCCAUCCUAUCGUUCAUCUGUCAUCCCUCCAUCCUAUCGUUCAUCUGUCAUCCCUCCAUCCUAUCGUUCAUCUGUCAUCCCUCCAUCCUAUCGUUCAUCUGUCAUCCUCCAACCUAUCGUUCAUCUGUCAUCCUUCCAUCCUAUCGUUCAUCUGUCAUCCUCCAUCCUAUCGUUCAUCUGCCAUCCCUCCAUCCUAUCGUUCAUCUGUCAUCCCUCCAUCCUAUCGUUCAUCUGUCAUCCCUUCAUCCUAUCGUUCAUCUGUCAUCCCUCCAUCCUAUCGUUCAUCUGUCAUCCCUCCAUCCUAUCGUUCAUCUGUCAUCCCUCCAUCCUAUCGUUCAUCUGUCAUCCCUCCAUCCUAUCGUUCAUCUGUCAUCCUUCCAUCCUAUCGUUCAUCUGUCAUCCCUCCAUCCUAUCGUUCAUCUGUCAUCCCUCCAUCCUAUCGUUCAUCUGUCAUCCCUCCAUCCUAUCGUUCAUCUGUCAUCCCUCCAUCCUAUCGUUCAUCUGUCAUCCCUCCAUCCUAUCGUUCAUCUGUCAUCCCUCCAUCCUAUCGUUCAUCUGUCAUCCUCCAUCCUAUCUGUCAUCUCACUAUGUUCAUCUGUCAUCCUCCAUCCUAUCGUUCAUCUGUCAUCCCUCCAUCCUAUCGUUCAUCUGUCAUCCUUCCAUCCUAUCGUUCAUCUGUCAUCCCUCCAUCCUAUCGUUCAUCUGUCAUCCCUCCAUCCUAUCGUUCAUCUGUCAUCCCUCCAUCCUAUCGUUCAUCUGUCAUCCCUCCAUCCUAUCGUUCAUCUGUCAUCCCUCCAUCCUAUCGUUCAUCUGUCAUCCCUCCAUCCUAUCGUUCAUCUGUCAUCCCUCCAUCCUAUCGUUCAUCUGUCAUCCUCCAUCCUAUCGUUCAUCUGUCAUCCUCCAUCCUAUCGUUCAUCUGUCAUCCCUCCAUCCUAUCGUUCAUCUGUCAUCCCUCCAUCCUAUCGUUCAUCUGUCAUCCCUCCAUCCUAUCGUUCAUCUGUCAUCCCUCCAUCCUAUCGUUCAUCUGUCAUCCCUCCAUCCUAUCGUUCAUCUGUCAUCCCUCCAUCCUAUCGUUCAUCUGUCAUCCCUCCAUCCUAUCGUUCAUCUGUCAUCCCUCCAUCCUAUCGUUCAUCUGUCAUCCCUCCAUCUAUCGUUCAUCUGUCAUCCCUCCAUCCUAUCGUUCAUCUGUCAUCCCUCCAUCCUAUCGUUCAUCUGUCAUCCCUCCAUCCUAUCGUUCAUCUGUCAUCCCUCCAUCCUAUCGUUCAUCUGUCAUCCCUCCAUCCUAUCGUUCAUCUGUCAUCCCUCCAUCCUAUCGUUCAUCUGUCAUCCCUCCAUCCUAUCGUUCAUCUGUCAUCCCUCCAUCCUAUCGUUCAUCUGUCAUCCCUCCAUCCUAUCGUUCAUCUGUCAUCCCUCCAUCCUAUCGUUCAUCUGUCAUCCCUCCAUCCUAUCGUUCAUCUGUCAUCCCUCCAUCCUAUCGUUCAUCUGUCAUCCCUCCAUCCUAUCGUUCAUCUGUCAUCCCUCCAUCCUAUCGUUCAUCUGUCAUCCCCUCCAUCCUAUCGUUCAUCUGUCAUCCCUCCAUCCUAUCGUUCAUCUGUCAUCCCUCCAUCCUAUCGUUCAUCUGUCAUCCCUCCAUCCUAUCGUUCAUCUGUCAUCCCUCCAUCCUAUCGUUCAUCUGUCUGUCCCUCCAUCCUAUCGUUCAUCUGUCAUCCUCCAUCCUAUCGUUCAUCUGUCAUCCCUCCAUCCUAUCGUUCAUCUGUCAUCCCUCCAUCCUAUCGUUCAUCUGUCAUCCCUCCAUCCUAUCGUUCAUCUGUCAUCCUCCAUCCUAUCGUUCAUCUGUCAUCCCUCCAUCCUAUCGUUCAUCUGUCAUCCAUCCAUCCUAUCGUUCAUCUGUCAUCCCUCCAUCCUAUCGUUCAUCUGUCAUCCCUCCAUCCUAUCGUUCAUCUGUCAUCCUCCAUCCUAUCGUUCAUCUGUCAUCCCUCCAUCCUAUCGUUCAUCUGUCAUCCCUCCAUCCUAUCGUUCAUCUGUCAUCCCUCCAUCCUAUCGUUCAUCUGUCAUCCCUCCAUCCUAUCGUUCAUCUGUCAUCCCUCCAUCCUAUCGUUCAUCUGUCAUCCCUCCAUCCUAUCGUUUAUCUGUCAUCCCUCCAUCCUAUCGUUCAUCUGUCAUCCCUCCAUCCUAUCGUUCAUCUGUCAUCCCUCCAUCCUAUCGUUCAUCUGUCAUCCCUCCAUCCUAUCGUUCAUCUGUCAUCCCUCCAUCCUAUCGUUCAUCUGUCAUCCCUCCAUCCUAUCGUUCAUCUGUCAUCCCUCCAUCCUAUCGUUCAUCUAUCGUUCAUCCAUCCCUCCAUCCUAUCGUUCAUCUGUCAUCCCUCCAUCCUAUCGUUCAUCUGUCAUCCCUCCAUCCUAUCGUUCAUCUGUCAUCCCUCCAUCCUAUCGUUCAUCUGUCAUCCUCCAUCCUAUCGUUCAUCUGUCAUCCCUCCAUCCUAUCGUUAUCUGUCUCAUCUGUCAUCCCUCCAUCCUAUCGUUCAUCUGUCAUCCCUCCAUCCUAUCGUUCAUCUGUCAUCCCUCCAUCCUAUCGUUCAUCUGUCAUCCCUCCAUCCUAUCGUUCAUCUGUCAUCCAUCCAUCCUAUCGUUCAUCUGUCAUCCCUCCAUCCUAUCGUUCAUCUGUCAUCCUUCCAUCCUAUCGUUCAUCUGUCAUCCCUCCAUCCUAUCGUUCAUCUGUCAUCCUCCAUCCUAUCGUUCAUCUGUCAUCCCUCCAUCCUAUCGUUCAUCUGUCAUCCUCCAUCCUAUCGUUCAUCUGUCAUCCUCCAUCCUAUCGUUCAUCUGUCAUCCCUCCAUCCUAUCGUUCAUCUGUCAUCCCUCCAUCCUAUCGUUCAUCUGUCAUCCUUCCAUCCUAUCGUUCAUCUGUCAUCCUUCCAUCCUAUCGUUCAUCUGUCAUCCCUCCAUCCUAUCGUUCAUCUGUCAUCCCUCCAUCCUAUCGUUCAUCUGUCAUCCAUCCAUCCUAUCGUUCAUCUGUCAUCCCUCCAUCCUAUCGUUCAUCUGUCAUCCCUCCAUCCUAUCGUUCAUCUGUCAUCCCUCCAUCCUAUCGUUCAUCUGUCAUCCUUCCAUCCUAUCGUUCAUCUGUCAUCCUCCAUCCUAUCGUUCAUCUGUCAUCCUCCAUCCUAUCGUUCAUCUGUCAUCCCUCCAUCCUAUCGUUCAUCUGUCAUCCCUCCAUCCUAUCGUUCAUCUGUCAUCCUCCAUCCCUAUCGUUCAUCUGUCAUCCUCCAUCCUAUCGUUCAUCUGUCAUCCUCCAUCCUAUCGUUCAUCUGUCAUCCUUCCAUCCUAUCGUUCAUCUGUCAUCCUUCCAUCCUAUCGUUCAUCUGUCAUCCUCCAUCCUAUCGUUCAUCUGUCAUCCUCCAUCCUAUCGUUCAUCUGUCAUCCUUCCAUCCUAUCGUUCAUCUGUCAUCCUUCCAUCCUAUCGUUCAUCUGUCAUCCCUCCAUCCUAUCGUUCAUCUGUCAUCCCUCCAUCCUAUCGUUCAUCUGUCAUCCCUCCAUCCUAUCGUUCAUCUGUCAUCCUUCCAUCCUAUCGUUCAUCUGUCAUCCCUCCAUCCUAUCGUUCAUCUGUCAUCCCUCCAUCCUAUCGUUCAUCUGUCAUCCUUCCAUCCUAUCGUUCAUCUGUCAUCCCUCCAUCCUAUCGUUCAUCUGUCAUCCCUCCAUCCUAUCGUUCAUCUGUCAUCCCUCCAUCCUAUCGUUCAUCUGUCCAUCCCUCCAUCCUAUCGUUCAUCUGUCAUCCCUCCAUCCUAUCGUUCAUCUGUCAUCCUAUCCUAUUCAUCUGUCAUCCCUCCAUCCUAUCGUUCAUCUGUCAUCCCUCCGAUUUUCUUCACUGCAAAUAG